Molecule: messenger RNA, 2694 nt
Organism: Trichoderma gamsii
Lineage: Eukaryota; Fungi; Ascomycota; Sordariomycetes; Hypocreales; Hypocreaceae
Exons: 3
Coding region: 1-2694 (897 amino acids)
Source: RefSeq, a predicted model, not a curated record
AUGGCCGCAGCCACAGCUUCUGCGACCAUCAUCCUCGGCGAUUCUCCUGCGACUGAAGACGUGGCCCCCAAGGCUGACGGCGCGCCGGAACCGUCCGCAACCCCCGGCCAACGGUCUUCAACGCCGAUCCGCACUUCUAGUCAUGAUGUGAUUGAUGGCCCGGAUGGAGCCUCCAUCCAUACCACAGAUGGCCGGGUCAAGAAUCCUGUACCCAGCAAACUCAAGGGCAAAGCCGACAACAAGAACGGCAAUUUUGGUGUGAUGCACAUCGAUAUAAAUAGCUCACAAGCGGCCUUACGGAAUGCUGCCGCAAAGCGCACAAGCGAAGAGACAGAGGCGGCGGCGAGGUUGGCCAACAUGCGCGGCUACCAAUCCAUCAAACGUAGCAAAUUGGCGUGGAAUCCGCAGACCGAAUCAGACCCACGAUCUUCAGCCCCCGCGUACGGAGCUUCGCAAAAUGGCUAUCUCAAUCCUUCCUACUCGCUCCCUGGACGCCCCCUGGGACCUUUACCGCAUGAAGCCAAAGCUGAGCAAGCUCGGCUCCUCACUCUGCUGCGCAGCCUGAAUCCUAUGGUGGUGGUGGAUCAGCUGUGCAAAGCGCUGGCAUACUUUGGAGGCAUUCCCGGCGCGCCUUCAUCGCACGAAUUCGACUUCCCGGACAGCGGACGCAACAAUGGUCAGGGAUCCAUUUUCGUCGGCUGGGUCGCCGAGAUAUUCCCUCCAGUCGAGGGGAACCCUUCAGCGCUAGCGCUUCACCCGUCUCUGCAAACCGCAGAUAUAGUCUCUGCCGCUGCUCCUACCGCCGUCGUUGCUCCAGAGGCACCCGCAACCGCACCAACUCAGGCUCCAGCUCUACCCGAUUCCGCCAAUACCACCGCUCCUCCUGCUCAGCCAGCCUCUGCAGCCCCUCUAUCUGAGCCUACCCGUAAUCCUCCAGAGGGACAGAAUGCCGCUGGUGAAGCGACCGCAACUCCUAUCAAAAGACCGCGAGGACGGCCCAAGGGGAGUAAAAGCUCCAAACCUCGCAUUGAUAAGGGCAUGAAAAAGUCGGAUCCGGCGCUGCAUUCAUCCAGCCAAAUUGAUGGAGGCGGCUCCCAGCUAUCCCAGUCUGAUUUGGGGAGAAGACCCGAUGGAUCUAUCGAGCAAUCUCAAAACGGACUCGUUAACCCUGCGUACCAUGGCGAUAUGCCAGGCCAUCUUGACCCUGAUUCUAGCAUCAUGAGCACUCCAGGAACGGGCAAGAAGAGAGGUCGCCCUAAAGGGUCUAAAAAUCGGCCAAAGAACACUCCUGAAGCUGGCCAGGCGGCUGCAGAGAAUCCUCACGCUUUAUUGCCUACUUCUUCAACCUCCAAUCCCAUUGCACAGUCUCCUUUAUCGCACAAAGCAACUGAGAGCCAGAGUAAUAUUUCAUCCUUUGCAAAUACAAUGCCUCCCAGGCCCGAACAUCACCAACAUCCAUCACCCCCAUUGCCAGAGAGCGCAACAACGCAGCACGCCGCACACAUAGGCAACCGUGCUCCUCAAGGAAGCCAGCCAGCGUUUCCGGCUGUGAGUAGCUGGGCUGGAGCGGCAAUGCAAUCAUUGGAUCAAUUCCGCUCCAUCAACAAUCACUCACAUCCCAAAAAGAGAAAAGGGGGUGAUCCGGCUCAGGUCGCUAGAGAGUCCUUGGCAACGAUCACAGCAACUGACCCUUCAUCGCAUAUGCGACCAGGCGAUGAUACUCCGCUGCAUAACACUGCGUCUGAUCAGACUAACUUGAAGCGCCGACGUGUGUCGAGAGAAUCGCUUCAGAACCCCAUCUUCAACAACAUUGACUCUCAGCCCGGCCGAGUAGGUAUGACCACAUCGCCUGUUCUGAAUAACAGCUACAACAGCAUCUCUCAAACCAUGGCUUCCAACAGCUUUGAUAACCAGCUAGCUAAUGCUAGUGCUGCUGCGAGACAAGCCUCGAAUUCACAGCAUUUGCAACAACAGCAGCCGCCGCACCAUCACCAUUCGCAGCGGUCACCAACACAACCUCAGGGUCAAACUCAGUCACUUCAAAACCAGCCGCAGCCGCAGCCGCAGCCUCAACCUCAGCAGUAUGCACCCCACAGACCUCAUCCCCAGACUGCAGGGAUGCGGCCUCCGCUACAGCUCCAGCAUAUGCCACCAGGGUCUUCAAGACCCAGAGCCCCGAGCCAGAUGUACGGAAGUAGCCCAACGAGCAUGUCUUCGCAAGGCUUCUAUAACCAGGCUAGGCAGCUGCCGGGCCAGUUAGGACAUACAGCCACCAAUAGCGGUAGCUUUGCCAGAGGCACCGGUAGCAACCAAGCCUCGCCGUUUGGGUCUUCUUCCAAUCCCAACAUGGCAAGGCAGAGCUCCAACGACGCCCGCACAGCCAGCUUAUCACAGCAAGCAUCCCUGGCAAUUUCGCGCAGCCAAUCGGGCCAUACCCCGUCAGCUCGUCACGCAUCUUCUGACUUUGCCAGCAGCCAGCAGGUCCCCGCAACUUCGGCUGCAGCGCCUUCAACAUCUGGCCUGGGCCACUUCCCGUCCUUUGCGGAACAUAGCUACCUUGACAUGGACUAUGGCUUGAAUGAGCGCGACGUGCAAGACUCUGCGGCGGCAUUUGGCGACUCCACGCCGCUUGAUGUGACCUUGGUUGAGCCUAACAUGAGAGAGAGGCUAUAUCAAGCCAUGGGUCGCCCAUAA